This is a messenger RNA of Paramisgurnus dabryanus, 3284 nucleotides long. RefSeq names its product centrosome and spindle pole associated protein 1b (gene cspp1b). The record is from RefSeq and is a predicted model, not a curated record. NCBI's taxonomy places the organism in Eukaryota, Metazoa, Chordata, Actinopteri, Cypriniformes, Cobitidae. Gene Ontology annotation, biological process: positive regulation of cytokinesis. Gene Ontology annotation, cellular component: centrosome; microtubule; spindle pole.
UCAGUAAUAAUUCUUUCACAUUUCAUAAACGUGAAUUCAUUUUUUCUGUUCUCUCCUCUCCAUCCUUCCUGAUGAUAUUCCCGAAAGCUGCCGCUAUUUUGCGUCUGCGUAUCACGUAUAACGAAAAGAAGAGAGGAACGGGGAAAAGAGGAAGUGGACGACAGGAAAAGAGGAAGUAGAAGACAGGAAAAGAGGAAUGCUGUUUUUCGGUGUGAUCGGACCAGCAUAACAUGCUACUCAAAAUAUUCAUCAAUGACAGAUGAUUCGAUCAGAUGAUACAUUUAAGCACAAAUGUAUUUUUGGUUGGUGACAAAGGCACGUAGUCAUAUAGAGACUUUACGUGCACAAAUUGUUAAAUAUGUUGGAAAGGAUUUGAUAUGAUUUCUAACAACUGAAGUGGAGAAAGGACGGAGUUCAGCGAGAUGGAUGAGGUAUUGGAGAAAUUUCUGAAAGAUCAGAAGAUAAAGAUAGCAGAAGAGAAAGCCUCUCUAAAACAGGAUCCCCCUUAUAUGGAGAUAAGGAGACAUAAAGAAAGAGGACAUCUGCAAAAAGAAAACAUACAUCCAAUCACGAGUCAGCAAGAUGGAGCGAGUCUGCCGCUUGGUGAGGAAUAUGAACGAAAGAAACACAAACUGCAAGAAGAGCUCAGGAAAGAUUACAGGAAGUUCAUGGCAGAGAAAGAUCAGUGGGGUGCUGGUGACUUUCACACUGUUCCAGAGAGAAGAAGAUUAUCCAAGACUGUCCGAGUGAGGGAUGCGGCCACCCUUACAGAGGUGUGCGGGUUGGGCUGGGGUGUUUGCAGCUCCGAGGAAGACUGCAGUGAUGAAGAACUCAUACUUUUACAAGGGAGGCGGCUUCAGAGAGAAAGAGACACCAGGACUGUAAACAAAAGAAGAGGGGAAUGUUACACAGAAACAAGCCAUUCCACAAGCAAACUACAAUACAGAAACAGGACGUCAGCAUCUGUUGCAACUCAAUCCAAUGAAAGAUGCGGAUCUGUGGCCAGUCAGGACACCGUGUGUACCACAGGACUUCUAAUAGGUGCAGCCGAUCGGGAGGUCACAAAGCAAAGGAGAAAGGAGCAUUAUAGACGUGAACUACAGGAGCAAAUCUUGGAGAAACAGAGGCACAAGAGGAGGGAGAGGGAACUGGACCUCAAGGUUCCACUUACUGUAAUGGAUUUGGAGAGGAAGCACUUUGUGAGCGAGCCGUCUGACUACAGACGGAUCAGUGAGAUGGACAGAAAGCUGCCAAGAGAUGACAUCAUUCGCCUGGACACCGCUGAGCCAUCUGAAUGUCUAUUACAGUAUAAAACAGAUCCCUCGUCUCCAUGCAGGGCAUCUUCUCAUCUGCCAUCCGUUGCAGAGGUCUACAAGAGUCCAAGUAAUGAUGCUGAAAAUUCACUGAGUCCCAGCACAGCCUAUGGCCCAAUAGCGGGAGUUUCUUUUCCAACAUCAUCACGAGAGACGCAUUUACUCAGUCCUCCUCACCAUGAACCCAGGAGAAACACUUACAGAUCGAAGUUUCUGGUUGAGAAUGAAGGUGUAAAUUCAGGUCUGCCAGUGUUCCCUACACAUCAGACUCAGACAGACAGAUUCGGCUAUAAAGAGGAGCUCAGAAAGCAGAUAGAGGAGCGAGCAGCCCAGAGGAGGGUGGAGAAAGAAGAGAGGCGGAGACUGGAGGCGGAGUUGGAGGCCGAUAUGAGAGCGUAUGAACCUUGGGGAAGGGGGGGAGGCGGAGCUCCACUUAGAGACAGCACUGGAAAUUUGAUUACCGAUCUGAAGCAGAUGCACAUUUUAAAUGCAACCGCAGGAGUGCAAAGGCAAGAGAGACCAGGUUUUGUCCAGACACACUCGCCACAGUUCACAAGAGUGAGUGAGUCCACCAAUCAUCUCCAAUCACCCCAACAACAUCUAGAGCAAGACCAAUACAAAGCUUACCUGAGACAACAGAUGGAGGAGAAGCACAGGAAGCAGGCGGAGGAGAGAGAGCGGCAGAGGGCCGAGGAGGAGAAGGAGGAGAGAAGAUUGGCAGAACAGAGAGAGAAAAUCAGAAGGGAAUAUGAAGAAGAGCUGGAGAGCAGGAGGCGCCGUGAGAUGGAGCAAAAGCGGAAAAAUGAAGAACUCGCCCGUCUGGCAGAAGAGAGACGAAAGGAAGAUGAGAAAAAGAAGAAAGAAGAACAAGAGAAAGAGAGAGCCGCUAUGAAAAAACAAGAGGAGCAAGAGCGACGAAUACAGCGACAGCAGGUUGAACGUCCGCCUUCCCCUCCCAUCCCCACAUUACAGAAUAAACACCGCAACCCGCCACAUAAUACGGAUUUGCCUCCAUCUCAGGCUCCUCCAUCUUUAGAAAACAAAAACCAUCUGAGCAGAGCAGAGACGGACAGAAGUGAGGUGGUUAAGGAGCUGUGUGCUUUAAGCAGACGCCUGCGCAGCGAGCAGCGGCGAUUGGAGGAGCAGCUCUUUCAGACAAAUUGGGAUCAUUUACUUUCCUCCCCCCUCACUGACAGGCACAAAGCAGAUGUCUUUGACAUGGCACGUUUGCGUAUGCCUGUCCGAGGCCCAUCGUCUCGUGGCAAUGAGCCAAUCAGCUUUAAGGAAAAUGAUGAUAUCAUGUACAGGGACGUCCUUAUGCCUCUUUCUAGAACACAGCAGUCUAGGUACAGAGAUGUCGAAGGAGGGCGUGGAUCUGUGCUUCUGUCAGAGAGUGAAUUUAUUGAUCAAAACGGAGCUGCGUUCCCAGUUCCUCCAGAUGUUGAGAGGAAAUGUUCUCAGCUGUCGGCACGAGAACGACGCAGAUUAGCAAACCUUCAGUCGGCUACAGAAAGGGAGCAGGUACAGCAGCAUUCAUUCAACAUGAAGAAACCCAGAGAAACAAAUACGUUCAGGAUGAACCAACUACAGUCCUACAGACAUCACAACAUCACUGCAGGUUUCGGCUCUGAUGAAGAUAAGGAUGAAGUUGGCCAACGUGAUGAGCGCUUUAACCUACGGUGUCCUGGAAGACCCGGCUCCAUAGAUACAGAGCCCUGGGUUCGAGCUGAGUCCUCGGACACGCUCAGGAGACUCAUGUCAGGCUCUGAACUUUGAUAAUAUGAGAAACAUCUAAGGCUGUGCAGAAGAAUCUCUGUGAGAUCAAAUGACCAGCAGCACCACAAAAUCAUUUUUGUCUUCAGUGGACAUUAUACAGAUGAAGUAAAAAUCAAUUUGUUAAAAUGCAUGAUGCUUUUUUUUAAAAAAGCAGUGACACAAAUACUGUAUUGAAAUAAAGUUUUUAAUGUUUCA